This is a messenger RNA of Colletotrichum fioriniae, 2478 nucleotides long. It is a transcript of the gene DBP4, whose product is annotated as ATP-dependent RNA helicase dbp4. Lineage: Eukaryota; Fungi; Ascomycota; Sordariomycetes; Glomerellales; Glomerellaceae. The record is from RefSeq and is a predicted model, not a curated record. Gene Ontology annotation, molecular function: nucleic acid binding; RNA helicase activity; ATP binding. Gene Ontology annotation, biological process: rRNA processing. Gene Ontology annotation, cellular component: nucleus.
AUGGCAACUCCCACGAAGCCUCCCGCAAAGGGAUCAGGGAAGAAGCAGCAGCCAAAGGUCCUCAAGAGAGAUUCGCGCCUCGAGAAGAGGAAGCAGCAGCAGCAAACAAUCGAGCAGCUCGAGAAGGCCGUAGCCGACUUUGAUCCCAAGAGCGAAUAUACCAGCUUCUCCGAACUCCCCCUCUGCGAAACGACCCGAAAGGGCCUCGACAAAUCCCACUUCGAGACCCUCACCGAUAUCCAGUCCCGCGCCGUGCCCCUCGCCCUCAAGGGCAGCGACAUCCUCGGUGCCGCCAAGACAGGCAGCGGCAAGACCCUCGCCUUCAUUAUUCCCGUUCUCGAGAAGCUCUACCGCGCGCAAUGGACAGAGUUCGACGGCCUCGGCGCCCUCAUCAUCUCCCCGACCCGCGAGCUCGCCGCCCAAAUCUUUGAGGUCCUCCGCAAGGUCGGUCGCUACCACAACUUCUCUGCCGGUCUCGUCAUCGGAGGCAAGAGUUUGAAGGAGGAAGCCGAGCGUCUAUCCAAGAUGAACAUCCUCGUCUGUACACCCGGUCGCAUGCUGCAGCACCUCGACCAGACUGCCGGUUUCGAUGUCGAUAACCUCCAGAUCCUCGUGCUCGACGAGGCGGAUCGCAUCAUGGACAUGGGCUUCCAGCACGCUGUUGACGCCUUGGUAGACCACCUGCCCUCCACGAGACAGACCCUCCUCUUCAGCGCGACACAGAGCAAGAAGAUCUCCGACCUCGCGCGCUUGAGUCUCAAGGACCCCGAAUACGUCUCCGUCCACGAGGAAUCCACGCCCAAGAACCUCCAGCAGCACUACAUCGUCACUCCCCUACACGAGAAGCUCGACACCCUCUUCGGCUUUAUCAAGGCAAACCUCAAGAGCAAGAUCAUCGUCUUCUUCUCCUCAGGCAAGCAGGUCCGCUUCGCAUACGAAGGCAUGCGACACCUCCAGCCCGGUGUCCCGCUCCUCCACCUCCUCGGCAAGCAAAAACAGCUCCAGCGCAUGGAAAUCACAAAGCGCUUUGCUGACGCAAACGCCUCGGUCCUCUUCGCCACCGAUGUCGUCGCCCGCGGCGUCGACUUCCCCGCCGUCGACUGGGUCGUCCAGGUCGACUGCCCCGAAGACGUCGACACCUACAUCCACCGCGUCGGGCGCACCGCCCGCUACGAGCGCGACGGAAAAGCCGUUCUCUUCCUCGAGCCCAGUGAGGAGGCCGGCAUGCUCAAGCGCCUCGAGCUGAAGAAGGUGCCCAUCAACAAGAUCACCGUCAAGGAGAGCAAGAAGAAGAGCAUCAAGGACCAGCUCCAGAGCAUGUGCUUCUCCAACCCGGACCUCAAGUACCUCGGCCAAAAGGCCUUUAUCAGCUACGUCCGCUCCAUCUACCUACAAAAUGACAAGGAGGUCUUCAAAUUCAACAAACUCGACCUCGACGCCUACGCCGCGAGUCUCGGCCUCCCCGGUGCGCCGCAGAUCAAGAUGCGCAAGGGCGAGGACAUCAAAAAGGUCAAGAACGCGCCCCGCAAGGGCAUGUCCUCCGACGAAGACGAGGAGGACUCCGACGACGCGGCGGCGGGACCCAAGAAGCCCAAGAAGCCCGAGGUCAGGACAAAGUACGACCGCAUGUUCGAGCGCACGAACCAGGACGUCCUCUCGGGCCACUACACCAAACUCGUCGCCAACGGCGACGAAGUCACUGGCGACGCAACCGACCCCACCGCAGCAGCCGCCGGUAACACCGGCGCAGACGGGGAUGGAGAAGAAGACUUCCUCUCCGUAAAACGCGUCCUCGGCGACGACGAACUCGACGCCGAAUCCAACCUCGCACCCGGCGCCAAGCCAAAGGUGAUAUCCUACGGCGGCCAAGACUUCAUCGUCGACUCCAAGCGCCGCGAAAAGGCCCUCCAGUCCAAGAAGAAGAUGCUCAAGUUCAAGGGCCGCGGCGAGAAGCUCGUCUUUGACGAGGACGGCAACGCGCACCAAAUCUACGAGCUGCAAAACGAAGACGAUUUCGAAAAGGAAGGCCCCGCGGAGGAACUCCGGCAAAAGUUCGUCGAGGGCGAGGCGGCGCGCGUCAAGGAGGCUGAUGUGGAUGAUAAGCUCGCCGCCAAGGGACGGCUUAAAGAGAAGAGACUCAAGAGGAAGCAGAGGGAGGCCGAGGAGCGCGGGGAGGGUAUCCCGAAGAGUGCCGAGGGACCGCAGGUCGCGGGUGGUGGCGGUGCUGACGACGGCGAGGACGAAGAUCCGUUGGCGCUGCUGCGGUCGUUGCCGAUUGCGGGUGAGGGCGGCGGCGAGUACAGCAGCAGCGAGGACGAAAGGCCAAAGAAGAAGACCAAGAAGUGGUUCCAGGACGACUCGGACGAGGAGAGGGAGAAGAAGAAGAAGGCCAAGAAGGGCGGCAAGGUGCUCGAGAUUGACCACGAGCCCGAGACGUUGGAGGACCUCGAGGCUUUGGCUUCGGGCUUAUUGAACUAA